ACCACACGCAGGACGAGUGCGGGCGCAUGAACGACGGCGAACACGACGACCUGCAGGUGGCGGUGCAGAAGCUGGACAACAUGUUCAACCUGUUCGAGAGCCUCGUGGGGUCGCUGGUGCCCUUCCUGCUGGUCGUGUUCAUCGCCUCGUGGAGCGACCGGCGGGGCAGGAAGGGCCCCCUCAUGAUCUCCCUCAGCGGCAGCGCCCUCUACGCCGCCGUGUACCUGCUGGAGGCCGUGAACCCGACGUGGCCGCCCGAGGUGCUGCUGCUGGCGUCCUUCCUGCAGAGCGUGGGCGGCGGCUGGGUGCUCUUCUUCAUGGCUGCCUACAGCUACAUCGCCGACCACUCGAGCGGCGAGGCCCGGACGCUGCGCCUGACCGUCAUGAGCGCCGUCUGGCAGCUGGGCGGCCCGGCCGGCACCGCCCUCGCCGCCUGGCUCUUCGACGUGGGCGGCUACGUGUGGGUGUUCGGGCUCAGCCUGGCGCUGUACGUGCUGUGCCUGCUGUACACGCUGCUCGUGGUGCGGGACAGGGCGCGAGGGCCGGCGGAGGGGAGGCCGCAGGCGCAGGCGCGGGGCGGCGGCCCUUGCGACGCGCGGAACAUCCUGGAUCUGUUCCGCGCCUGCUUCAGGAGGCGGCCAGCGCGCGGGCGCCUGCACUUGCUGCUGACCAUGACGUUCAUGCUGGGCGCCUACAGCUCCGGCGCCCACAACAUGUACCUGUGGGCGCGGCGGGUGCUCAGCUGGGGCUCCGGCCAGUACAGCCUGUACUCCACCGUGAACCAGCUGUGCCAGCAGGGCGUCAAGCUCCUGACGGCGCCGCUGCUCCGCCGUCUGAGGGUGCACGACUGCGCGGUGGGCGCGGGGGCGGCGCUGCUCAACAUGGCGCAGCUCACGGCCUUCGGAUUUACCACGGCGCCCGGUCAGGGCUGGGUCCUGUACGCCUUCGUGCUCCUGCCGGGCGGCCUCGUCGGCGUCACCGUCAGGGCCGUCCUCUCCAAGCGGUUACGGUUAACAAUUAUCUUCAACCUCUCCCAUACUACUUCAUAA
Penaeus monodon (black tiger shrimp) is the source of this 1049-nucleotide messenger RNA. Its product is annotated as proton-coupled folate transporter-like. Gene Ontology annotation, cellular component: membrane. The transcript has 2 exons. The record is from RefSeq and is a predicted model, not a curated record. Gene Ontology annotation, molecular function: transmembrane transporter activity. The coding region runs from base 27 to 1049 and encodes 340 amino acids. NCBI's taxonomy places the organism in Eukaryota, Metazoa, Arthropoda, Malacostraca, Decapoda, Penaeidae. Gene Ontology annotation, biological process: transmembrane transport.